AUGCCGUUUUUAAGAUCAUUGGAGGUCGACAGCAGUCACGAGCUACGCAGCUCCAAAACUCUCAUCGGAUCCAAUGCACCGACCUGCGACGUUGUGAUCUCGGGCGACAACAUCUUGGAGCUCCAUGCACUUCUCAACUUGUCUGCAGAUAAAGCGUCGGCCAAGUUGGUGCCGUUCUCAGCCACAGCGGCUGGUGUCUGCUACGUCAACGACGUUGUAGUCCUUAAAGAAGGGACUGUCGUCGUGCAUGGAGAUCGACUAGCCUUUGGGAACCCACACAACGUGUUUCUAUUUGAACUCACUCCUCACCCACAGGUGACUGCACUGCCACAACGGUCGGUUGAAAAGUCCGAAGAGCAUUCAGUUGAUCAAACUUCCAGUACUACUGGCAAUCGAGCCUUUCGAAAGGCGUUGGAUACUCUGCGAGGAGAUCGCAGAGAUUGUACCCCCCAUGCAUCUGUGAGUGCCUCCAUUCAAAACAAUCUGCUAUCAACACGGAAUCAAAGCAGCAUAUCUUCGUAUGCGGAUUCAACUGCACCGUCACUAAUGUCCAAGGGCCAAUUAAGCAAAUUCUUAGUCGAGGCUUCAUCUGAUUCUCUGCUUAGUGACUACGUGGAACGCAAACUCAGCCAACGUCGUAGUAGACAGUCCUCUCUUGCAAAUUCAAACCAUAUUGAACGUACGAGGCAAAAUAAAACGUCAAGUAGUAGUGUACAUGUACGACAGUCAAGAAAGCAACGAAACUUCGCAGAAGUGGAAAAACUACGACUUUCUCAACGAAUUCGAGACGUCAACGAUGUUCUGAAUGGAGACAUGGAAUUCCAAGAGAGCUACCUUGACGAUGACAGUGAAGACGACGAAGACGACGAGCUACCAGUAAUGAUCGAGAGGGUCAAACCUCAAACACCGGCAAAUCUCUCAGCCUCGAUUCAGACGGAGCAUUCAGAUCAAGAAAACAUCUUAAAUCCUGAUGAAGCUGAAGAGCGGAGUGAUCAGCUUGACUAUUCACUCGAAAGUGAGGCAACUUCAAGCCAAACGUACAACCCACCAAAAGCUCGUAGCUUCUUGUCGAAAGCGAUGGAGCUAGGAUUCAACGAUCUCACCCGCUCACACUCACGUCCGAUCAAUACAGCUCGACAAGAAGCCGCGAAAACUGCGCUACAGGAGGAACUCAUUAAGCAGGCGAUCCGACGCAAGAAGAACGAAAUCAUAAGUGAAACAUUCGUGCGGUGGGUACGAGGUCUUCGAAUUCAGAGUCGAAAUCGCGAGCGUACAGCUCGACAGCUCGACGAAGUACGAACAGCACUCGGGAAACUGCGUCGUGAUCAGUAUUUUAUUCGCUGGCGAGACUUCGCAGCUUUGAUCAACCAAGUGCUAAUGUGUCGCUUAGAAGCAUUCCAACAGCGUCGCGAGUGGCGACUAGUUCGGAAAUGCUGGUCAUCUCUCCGCCUCAGCAUCUUAUCGACAAGGCAGCGAUCAAUGCUGUUACGAGGACUUGUAAUCAAGAAAGCGGUCCUGAAGAACCAUGACGCAUUCCGACGGUGGCAGCAAUUCGUCUUGAAGUGCUCGACGCGCAAUCAAUUGGGCGACGUGCAGCGUGCUGAACGUCUUAAGCUCGAUGCUCAUCUGGAGCGAAUGUCUGAGCGUCAUUACAAUCACAGAAUCGUACAGCCAUUGCUUACUCAGAUCCUGCGACAAUGGAAAAUGACUGCAGAUCGGUUUAAGAAUCAGCGACAGAUAUUACGAAGAGUCCUUGUUCAUGGCACUUCGAAGCUGACUCAUCGAGCUCUGAGAAAAUGGAUAGAAGUUACGAUGAUUUCGAGGUAUUCGCUGGACUUGAAGAAGCGAACCGAGCAGGAGAUAAAGAGAACUACCGAUCGUUUAACGAGCCAGCACGACCAAGCGCAAUUGUCUUUACAAGAAAGCAAUACUCAGCAACUCCAGAAGCUCAUGGUCGCAAUUGAGAAGAAAGACCGAGAGUUAGAGCAACUGAAGCGCCAACAACGUGCUGAAGCUCUCGAGAAGGUAAGUUGA
Molecule: messenger RNA, 2034 nt
Organism: Phytophthora infestans T30-4
Lineage: Eukaryota; Oomycota; Peronosporomycetes; Peronosporales; Peronosporaceae
Exons: 3
Coding region: 1-2034 (677 amino acids)
Molecular function (GO): protein binding
Source: RefSeq, a predicted model, not a curated record